Messenger RNA from Folsomia candida, 3015 nucleotides. Its product is annotated as protein SMG7. The transcript is spliced from 10 exons. The record is from RefSeq and is a predicted model, not a curated record. Gene Ontology annotation, biological process: nuclear-transcribed mRNA catabolic process, nonsense-mediated decay. Lineage: Eukaryota; Metazoa; Arthropoda; Collembola; Entomobryomorpha; Isotomidae. Gene Ontology annotation, molecular function: telomerase RNA binding; protein binding; telomeric repeat DNA binding. The coding region runs from base 195 to 2114 and encodes 639 amino acids. Gene Ontology annotation, cellular component: telomerase holoenzyme complex.
CAUACGUAACGUAGUGGCAGUGUUUGCUGGCUGGUGGUAGUGAUCAAACCUUCACUUUUUUAUCUCUCUGUCUGUAUACUAGUGUGUAGCCCUAUUUUGUAUUUAGAAUUAGUAGAAAGAAAUCUUGCCUUGCUGAAAAAUCGGUCGCCACAACGUGACCAUUUGAUCCUUUUUCAGUUGAAAAACAUUCAAAGAUGGCAUCUUUAACAGCGAUUUCACACUUGGUCCAAGUCCAUGCACAAUUAGACGAAUUGCGACAAAAGCUGAAUGUGCCAAAGAUACCAUUGACGAAUGAAGCAAUUAUGACGAUAGGCUCACAACUUCAGCCCUUGUACAAGAAGUUACUGUUGGCCAAUUUGGAUGAUGCAGUGUCCCGUCAGUUGGAAUUGGGAUUGUGGGGAGAUUGUUUCAAGGCCCCAUUGACGCGAUUUGGACGCACUGAUAAGGCUUUGUUCCACUUUAUGAUUGAGUCCGGGGUCGGGUUUUAUUUGGGACUGAUUCAAGAUAUUGGGGUUCAUUUCGAUAUUUCCUUCAUCACGAACACAACAUCAACCAACAAACUCUACUGCACAAAGACAUCGCAAAGUCCACUAGUGAGUCCAUCCAAGGCUUCUGUGUACUUUAUUAUUCAAAAUUGUCUACUUCAUGUCGGUGAUCUACUGCGAUAUCAAGGCAGCUUUCCAGAAGCAUGCAAAAUGUACGAAAAAUCUGCUUCAGUUUGUCCAUCGAAUGGCUUUUCCUUCCAUCAGAUGGGUGUGACCCAAUUGCUCAUUCCAGCAAAUGACGAGUACACUAUCAUGAACAAUUUUGUGUCUUCUUUCUUCUACCAUGCACGAGCGUUAUCAGUUUCCAAUCCUCAUUUGCAGUCUUAUCACGCCUUCGAUGCAAUAACGGCCAAGAUACUGGCCAUGCCCGUUGGUACAAACAAGUAUCAAGAAUUUGUUCGUCAGUUUUUGCUCAUGAUCUCUUCUGUUCUUCGCAAAGAUAUGUUACCCUCCAGUUUCACAAGCAAUUUGGUGCCAAUGUUGAGCCCAUUAGUGGCCAAUCAACAAAUCAAGCCGAGCAUUCUGUUCCAAAUGCUUUGCAUCGCAAUGUGGACCCAAUGGCGACUUUUAUACAGUGAAGAAGGAGAAUGCUCGCGAAAUGAAGAGGCCAUUCUGGAAAUUAUUGCUGCAAUUUUCAACGCCAUUUUAAUCGCAUCUGUCGGAAUUUUUGGAGAUCAUUAUUUCGCUCAUAAUAAAAAUACGCCUGAUAGACGAAUCGCUUCAACAGUUCAUGUGAAGUUUGUGAUAGACUGGCUGGUCCGUCUCUACCGGAAUGAUAAGGCUGUGAAACAAGUCAGAUUCUUUCGAGAAAAAACGCACAUGUCGAAUCUAGUCAAAGUCUUGAAUUUAAUUAAUGCAACAACUCAUGAUAUUGACCUUGAAGAUGUCGUUACUACCUGUAAUUUCAUUUUACCUGAAGAAAGAAGACUUAUUGGAUUUCUACCAUUGGACUAUACCAGUCUUCGCACAAUUGGGACCAUACUUUUGGGCGACAAUGAUCCACAAACCCAGUCGUAUCGUUUAUAUCGCCUAAUGCAGACUGCUCCAGCCCUAUCUCAGCCACACACUACCUCAUCAUCAUUCACCGACAGCUUGUCCAUCUCGGACAAUUUCAAAUUUUAUACUUUCGAUGGAGCCGAAUUUGGAGAGGCAACCACCUACAAUUCAGGUUGCUCACCAUCUGCCCUUCCAAGUCGUCGCAAUGUCGCCCUCACCAGCAUAUUUCGAUCUGGACUGGCUUCUUUGGGGGGAGGAGAAGGAGGAGGAAAUAACAAUUUCACGUCGUCUGUUUCCACACCGAGCUUUGAGUUUGGAGAUGGCAACAGUAGUUUCUGUAGUUCGGGAGGCGUUGGGGGUGGGAUAAGUCCAUCAAAUUCCACUGCCAGCUUGAGCCCCAUGGCCCUUCCCUACGUUAGUAAUCUUAAUAAUAGUUUCAACAGUAGUGGUGGCAACUACUUCGGUUUGGGAACUCGUUCGAAAUCCUCUUCCAGUGACCCAUUCCGUUCUAUUUGGACCCCUAAUGACGAAAAGAAAGCGACAAAUAACGACUGCUCUGCUGCAUGGAAUUAGGAUCGGGAACAUAUUAAUCAGAUAUAAUAAAAUAAGGUCACGUGCUGGUCAUUAUAUUUACGGGGAAGCAGUGUAUAAAAUAAUUAGGUACAUGGUGGAAAAUGUAGUCAAAAUUUAACUAUUUAAUUUCAUGCACGUAAAAUCUCCAAGUUUUAAUUACUAAUAAUAAUAGAAUAUAUGACGAAAUGGAUCUGAAAUGAAAAUUCUCAAGUUCAAGAUGCAAUCAUGUUACAAUUAUUUUUUUCAAAUUGUUCUCCUCUCUUCGAUACUAAUAAUUCCUACUUCCCAUGCUUGCACGUGCAACUUGAUUAGUACCGACGUUAAUGCGCACAUGUUAGCGAACGGACCUUAAUGACCGAGCUAUGAUUUAAUUUAAUUUUUUCCACUUUUGACAAAGGCCAAGCAGCUACAUAUAUGUUUCCAUUAUUCUCUUUGAAAGUUUGCUUGGCUAACUUGAAGGAAAUUUAAACUUUUCAAUAUUACAAUGUAUUGUAUACAUGCUCUAUCCCGCAGUAUUACUGAAACAAAUUAAUAAUUAUUUGAAUUUGUGUCAACAAACUUAUAAAUAGGAUUAAUUAUUAUUCCAAUAUUAUCUUCUUUAGUUUAUACAUCAAACGAAACUUCAUACAACUAGAAUUAAUACGUAUCAUCUUGCUACAACUUUUUAAUUGCUUAUUUAGAUCAGUUUUCAUGAAUCCUUUCGGUCUCGGAUUCCGUUUUUCUUAAAUUUCUUCAGUGUUCUUGAUUUAAUUAUUAUACUACUUACUACGAUUGCUUAUCAGUUUCUCAAUACUCUUAAAAUUAUUAUCGCAUAGUUGCGCUAUGCUGAAUCAAUAUUGACGAUACGAUAAAAAUAUAGGAAAUAUAAUAAAACGGCAGUAAUUGUAUUGUAUUAAACAAA